UGCCAGCGGGACCUGGGGGAAGGCAGGGCAGCUUUCCCGGCUGGCAGGGAGUAUCCGCAGCUGAUAAGCCCCGGCCAGUCCUGCUGCCUGCCUCCCAGGGCGGGCUCUCCCGGCAGACCGGCGAUCGCGUUUUGAGGAGCUCGGUCGCCCCCCGAGAGCCCUGAAUGAGCCGGGUUGUAUGGACAACCUCGGAGGGGGAGCCGGGCUCUCCCCCUCUCCCGGCGCCCUGUCUCUGCUAGGUUUCGGCGACACGAGAUGGGAAGGAAGCUGGAUCUUUCCAAGCUGACCGAUGAAGAGGCCAAGCAUGUCUGGGAAGUCGUUCAACGGGACUUUGAUCUGCGGAAGAAAGAGGAAGAGCGGUUGGAGGAGCUGAAAUGCCAGAUUGACAAGGAGAGCAGCAAGAGAGAGUUCCUGACGAAUCAGUCUCACCUAAACGAAACCCACUGCGUCCACUGCCUCCAGCCCUUCAAGUUCCUGCUAAACAGCAAGCGACAGUGCCUGGACUGCCGUUUCUACACCUGCAAGAACUGCAGCCGCUACAACAAAAAGGAGCAAGGCUGGGUCUGCGACCCCUGCCGCUUAUCCAGGGUUGUGAAGAUUGGGUCCCUCGAGUGGUACUACGAGCACGUGCGGUCCCGUUUCAAGCGGUUUGGAAGUGCCAAAGUGCUGCAGUCACUCCACGGCAGGUUGCAGCCAGGUCUUCAUGACAGAGUCUACAGCCUGCCAGACAUUAAGAGUGAAUGCCAGCUCCCCACCAGCGGUGGGACUGGGGAUGACAGUGACAAUGAAGAUGAUGUCCUUCGUGGAGCUGAAGCAGAGUGCCACAGCAGAGUGAGCAUUUCAAUGCGCAAGACAAAGCGCCUGCUGUCUGUUCAUCCCUUUGAUUUUGAGCUGGACUCAGACUACUCUGCUCAGUCUCGCCGCCAGUCUGUGCAGCUUUCUCCAGCAGCCAGCAGCCCAGAUGGCUUCCAGGCCUUCCCAGAUUUCCCUGACUCCGCUGAAGACGCCUCCCAGAAGGAGUCCAUGAUCGCAGAGGCAGAUCUGGCAGCGGUCUUCCACCACAUCUUGCAGGAACAGGGACAGCACACGAGUCCUCCAGAGCGGGAGUUCAGCACAGAGGUUCGGCUCACGGUCAAUUCACGGAGAAGGAGCCUGGAAAGAAAUGCAAAACCUGGCAGCCCCUGGAACGAGCAGCCUCGGUCCCCCUACUCUGCAGAUAUGGACACCUCUGAUGAGGAUGCAAAGAGACCCCAGAAGUUCACUAGCUAUGCAUCCCAUUACGUGAAACGCCGGAACAGAGCCUCCUCCCAGGAAAAUGUCAGCCACUCUGGAAAUCAGAUUCACGAGCUCAACAAACGCAUGUCCACAAUCGAACGCAUGCUGAACCGCUUGGAGGAAAAAAUGCUGGUGCGCUCUGACGAGUCUCCAGCCCCAGAGUCCCAACUUGAUCCUGAUGCUGAGGAGGAGGAGUUGAAGAGGAAGCUGGAGGAGUUAGCCAGCAACAUCAGUGACAAAGGAGUCUCCUCUGAAGAAGAGGAGCGUGCGGAAAAGAAGAAGGGAGUAAAGAAACCAGAGAUGAGUUCCUCCAGUGAUGACGUGGCCAGCGAGGUUCAGAAGAGGUCAUCGGCUCAGGCUUUGAGCAACAUCACGGCCAAAGUACUGAGGGCCAUAAACGCCACGGAGAGAGCGGUCUAUGAGUCCUUGCAUGGAGAGAGCCAGGGCAAUGGGAACGGUGCCCUCCCCGGAGGGCAGCUUCCCAGCCUGAAAGACGGGAAAGAGGUGGCCGAAGCAUACCGUGAACUUGAAGAAAACGUGUACCUGACUGCUGGAAAGACAUACCAGCUUGAGAAGACCCUGGAAGAGCUUGAGGAAGGGGCUCAGCACGGCGGCACCACUGACUCGGAGCUGUCAGAGCUGGAGGACAGAGUGGCCUCGGCAGCCGCUCAGGUACAGCAGGCAGAGAGUGAGGUAUCGGACAUCGAAUCUCGAAUUGCGGCCCUGACAGCUGCAGGGCUGACAGUGAAGUCGGUGGAGAAGGCAAGGAAGAAAUCAAGUGCGCAGGGCUUUCGCCUCCAGUCUCCCAGGCCCGCCAGCAGCAGUCCAGGGGAGCAGAGCGCUGAGUCUCCGGAUGACGUUAAAGCGAUGUCGGGGCCCCAGGUGUUCAGGAGGAAGUUCAACAGUUCUCUUGAAAUCACAGGCAGCGACGACUCCUUUGACCGCAACUCCAUAUACCGCGGCUCUUUGACGCAGAGAAACCCCAACGGGAAGAACAGGAGGGUGGAGCGCCUCUUUGCGAAGCCUGUGAUGACCCACCUGCCCUGAGGAGAGGGGGCCUCUCCUGCCGCUGCAUUUCACUGAUGAUACAAGACCUCAGCGCAAAGCAUCACCUUCUUUCCCUCACCGCUUGCUCUUCCUUCUCCCGCUCCCUGCUCUACCUGAAACCCCGGACGGGAGGGAAGCAGGAGGUCUGGCCAAUGGGCCUUGCUGGGAGCUGCUGGGGAGAGGAGCAAGGCACUGAGGUUGGGCCACAAGGCCAGGUCACCUCACAGGAGGGUGCGUGCAUGAAUUUUUGGCUUUGGGCAGCUCUGUUCAGUAGCAGGCCAACGGAGGGGACUGGGGGGGGUCCCAAUACACCCCACUCCUUGUCCCUGAGUCACCAGCAGGGAGAUACAAUUCAACUGUUCAACUAGCACUUUUAAUGGUGACUGCUGGUGGUGACGCAGGGAUGAAGGGUCCUCUAGCAGAGCAGGACCCCAGAUGUCCCAGGCCUGGAUUCUCAUCCCAGCUCGGCCCCAAGUCCCUGCGUUGCCCCUUGAAGAAUCACUUCCCUCCUCUGAGCAGAGAAACAAGGGGCAAACAGCGCUGGCGAGCUCCCAGUGAGCAGUUUGCACAAAACCCUGUAUACAUACACUGAGGCUUAUUGCCGUUGUGCCUGGAGCAGCUGGGACAGCCUGGGGACAGAAGUGAGGCAAGGCUUGCAGGAAGAGGUAGCAGCCUUUCUAGACCAGCUUCAAGAAAAGCUCGAGGGCCUGUUGAGGUUCAGUCUAUUUUUCCAGCUCUUAAAGAUGGCCCCGCUGCCUAGAAGGUUGUAUUAACAAGUUUAAAAGCAAUUCAGCAAGCAGGGCUUAGGCGCUCCUCUGGGGACGUGUGGUGAGGCUUUCCUCCACCACUGCCAGGUGAGUCUGUGCCAUCUGCUGUCAGCCACCGCUCCGGCUGUUCCUCUGCAUUUGGACUAAAACACCUUAAUAAUGAAUGGUGAUGUGAAUUCUCGUGCAUGUAACACACACGUUUGGGUUUGGGAGUAGCAGAGACUCGUAACUGUAUAGGAAAGAGCCCUGCAGUCAUCUAAGAGCAGUCUUACACUCUGGAUGUUGUUUUCCAUUGUGGAUGGAACAAAACCAGUUUCUUGUUUAAAAAAGAACAAUUCUUCAUGACAUGAAGCUCGAAAGGGAAAAGAACCUUGUUCAUGCAGUAAGAUUGCCCCGUAUCGAGUCCAGACUGGUGACUGGGAGGAGGGGCGCACGUUGAGCUGAUCAGUCUUGUUUCAGAAACAGUCACUUCGAAAAGAGCACCCUUAAAGGGGUCCAGAGGAGCCUUCCCACUGCAACGGGUUGUCGCAGAGUUACUGGGCUCUGCAGGUUUUUUGACACUUCUCUUCUAAAACAUCAAUUCCCAUUACAAGCAACCCCAAGUUUGCAAAGUGGCGUUUUUCACCACCAAGCUGUAACUUGGGGUAGAGUUGAGCUCACUCUCCGGCUGCCUUGGAAGUUCCCACAAGGACAGGGCUGCGCCGGGACGGUGCAGGGCUGAGCCCGUUUUCGGGCGGUGAGCGCAAGCCACCGCAAUCGCACCUCUGGGGUUAGAAACACUCCCAGGGCCGGGGUCUCUGCCUGCCAUGUGUCUCGCUGGGACAUCAGGGGAGCUCCUUGGCCGGUGUGAGGGACCUCCACGAGGAUUUGGGGACCGCUGUGUGUUUGCUCCAGCUGAGAGCCUGGCCUGGCCUUUUGGUAUCAUGAUACAGUUCAACCUCCACCCUGGACCCACCUCUUGCUCUAGCUGUUUUCACCUGUAGCUCAGGUCCUUGCAUGCAGCCUGUCCGGCUCUUAUCCCCGCAAAGAAGUUCUCACGAGGAACCGCGGCAGUGUAAAAUAAGGCAUCGCUCUGGCCGUAGUUACCCACGUUGUUAUUUGCCUGCUUCCUGCCUCUUCUGCUGGUGUAGAAAUUAAAUACAUGUAUAUCUAAAUCAUGCAAUAAAGCCAGUUGUGCAGCCAGAACCUCCA
This is a messenger RNA of Dromaius novaehollandiae (emu), 4280 nucleotides long. RefSeq names its product melanophilin (gene MLPH). Gene Ontology annotation, molecular function: actin binding; myosin binding; small GTPase binding. The transcript is spliced from 18 exons. Gene Ontology annotation, cellular component: cortical actin cytoskeleton. The record is from RefSeq and is a predicted model, not a curated record. Gene Ontology annotation, biological process: intracellular protein transport. The coding region runs from base 256 to 2322 and encodes 688 amino acids. Lineage: Eukaryota; Metazoa; Chordata; Aves; Casuariiformes; Dromaiidae.